Molecule: messenger RNA, 1998 nt
Organism: Oncorhynchus masou masou (cherry salmon)
Lineage: Eukaryota; Metazoa; Chordata; Actinopteri; Salmoniformes; Salmonidae
Product: chemokine-like protein TAFA-2
Exons: 5
Coding region: 459-857 (132 amino acids)
Molecular function (GO): receptor ligand activity
Source: RefSeq, a predicted model, not a curated record
CUCGUCUGGAACGGCGAAGAAACACACCCACAACAAGUUAACAAAACAAUACUGGGUGACUUGCAACAAUACUAAUAUGUUCUGGAGAAACAAUGACUGACUAUACGUUUUUGCUUCCAAGCUGUCGCCCUUUUGCGGUUGGGAAGUUCUGAAAAAGCGCAAAAGGACCUGGAACUUUAGAAGAUCUCCCAUUGCUUUCCAGUCUACUGAUCAAGCCGGGGGUCCGGUCGAGCUUUAAAGUCUAUGCAAUACAUUUUAGACUUCUCUCGACUCGGGGAUUUGUGCGCUCGGAAAGCUUGAUUUCUACAUAAUUGUCCUAGGUUAUGUUUUUGUCGUGGUGGGCACCUUCAUGCGAUAAGGAUAUGCUAUUUCUUUAACAUUAUCCUGGUUUUGUUUUUGACAAUGGAAAGCAAAUGAAAGGGGCAUUUCACGGGAUUAAUUGACAGCACAACGACAGUAUGCGGGAGAGAGACCUACGGAGAGUGUGCAAAAGGGGGCUGCUGCUGGCCGUCUGUGUGGUGUCUCUCUGGGGACAGCUGACCCUUGCAUCGUCACACAGAAGUCACAUAGUGCAUGUCAAAGCAGGGACCUGUGAAGUGAUCGCCGCCCACCGCUGCUGCAACAAGAACAAGAUUGAGGAGAGAUCCCAGACGGUCAAAUGUUCCUGCUUCCCCGGACAGGUUGCCGGGACAACAAGAGCGGCUCCAUCUUGUGUGGACGCAUCCAUAGUUGCACAGAAGUGGUGGUGCCAGAUGCAUCCAUGUAUGGAUGGGGAGGAGUGUAAAGUGUUGCCUGACCUGAAAGGCUGGAGCUGCAGUACAGGAAACAAAGUAAAGACGACGAAGGUCACACGAUAGUGCUGUCUGUCCUGGAUCUGAAGACUUGGCAUCAGUCAUCUCUUCCUUGACAGAAACCACAGGGACUUCUUGGAUGUGAAGACUAUGUAUUGGAGGAUUGUGGGAUGGAACCAGGGACCAAUAAGGGAAAAAAAGGAAACACUGAAAUUCCACUGUAUGGAUGCAGAGCAGAGACUUGACUUGGAGAUCCCAUAGAACCACCUAUCCAGACUAAUGGACUACUGAUUAGAUCCCGUAGAACCACCUAUCCAGACUAAUGGACUACUGAUUAGAUCCCGUAGAACCACCUAUUCAGACACUGGACUACUGAUUAGAUCCCAUAGAACCACCUAUCCAGACUACUGGACUACUGAUUAGAUCCCAUAGGACCACCUAUCCAGACUACUGGACUACUGAUUAGAUCCCAUAGAACCACCUAUCCAGACUACUGGACUACUGAUUAGAUCCCAUAGAACCGCCUAUCCAGACUACUGGACUACUGAUCAGAUCCCAUAGAACCAGCUAUACAGACUACUGGACUACUGAUUAGAUCCCAUAGAACCACCUUAUCCAGACUACUGGACUACUGAUUAGAUCCAAUUUCUAGCCAUUAUUGUUUAUGUUUUUUCCUCCAAUGAACUGCUACAGUAGGAGAUCCAAACCUGCAAGGUAUUUAUUCAGUAAAAACAAAAACUGUGGAUUAUGCAAGCAAGAUAAACCUUAAUGCGAAACAUGUGACGUGACAUUUUCAAAUAUUUUUCCUCUUUUUGCCACAGAGAAGCUCAAUGACUCCAAAACAAAGUGUUUGUGUUCGAGAUUUAGAUCAUAAGCAUAUCCAUUUAUUUUUAACCGUAUGAAACAGACAUCUCUUCUUUUUAAGGUUUUUGAUUUUUUUUAAAGCAUUAAGUGUUUGGUUUUAGUAAUUCUGUUGGACUGUCAGGUCUGCUUUUGAAGACUUGAGACAUCAAAGAAGAUGCCACAGUGAAAAAUAGUACUAACUACUAUGUUGCAGUGCUUGAAUUAAAGGCACCAUGGUUUCAACAAACCAAUUAAAAUGACAUUAAGCUGAACUCCAACUGUUUUAAUAUCUGUUUUUAAUAGUCUGGUGACCAACAUUGAGUAAAAGUGUCAGUAUUAUCUCAAUAAACCUAUGUCAAAAGGA